Molecule: messenger RNA, 423 nt
Organism: Prorocentrum cordatum
Lineage: Eukaryota; Dinophyceae; Prorocentrales; Prorocentraceae
Source: the annotation of a GenBank genome assembly
UUUCAGAUUGUCCCGGGGCUCAGCGAGAGCUCCUGGAGGCCGAGGACUGCCAGAAACCGCUCGUCGUGGUGUUUUUCCUCGACGCGAUGAGCUCUGGGUCAGGGUAGUGGCGCAGAUCGCGGCGGCGGAGGUCUGCGAGCUGCCUUGCUUCAGGGGCAAUUUGCCCCUCCUGUUGCUGCCUUCCCGAAUGGGGCGCGCCCUGCCGGCGAAGUCGGCAGGGCGGCCGCCGCCCGUGCCGAACGCCUUGGGCGCGGAGCCCUGGCCUCCGCCGCUGCUCGGGCGCCUCCAAGCCCUGACCCCCCCUCGCGAGCCUUGGACGAAAUAGGACGGAGGGGCUGGAGGCUCCCGCACGAGAGGCUCGGGCCAGGCCUCGACAUUCGAGGCUUGGGAGCCUCGAGGCUGCUCCCAGUCCGAGUUGUUCGC